AUGAUUAUUCUCACAUUCCUUCUUCUUGUUUCAACUACUGUGAUUGCAGCUCAGAAUGUUAUACAUAUCCAGUAUUUUAGGCGCCCCGAAGAAUAUGGAAUCUUCCGGUUCGAUCUUGAUAAUGGCUCCAAAAGUUGGGAAAGUUAUAUCUAUAUGAAUAGGUCAGCUAACAUACGAGAGGAAGAUAUUUACAAAUUGAUAAAACCAUUUUUUGAGGAGGAGCCCUCGGUCAGAAGAUAUGAAUCCUCAUCUAUCACGAGACAUUUGGGAAAGCAAUUCGAGUAUGUUCUCAAGAAAUACCCCGUAAAUGAAAUUAUCUUCAUGAAACCGAAAUUCUCGUCAAUCCUCGCUUCCACCUCUCAGCUCCCCCGAAAAAUCAAAUGGGUCAUUGAGCAUCCAUCUGCAUUCUUUUUGAUUCCAUAUGGAUUCACAAAAGGAGUCGGAAGAGAUGAAUACCACAUUGAAAUCAAGGGAAGAGCAUCAUUGGAUACGGACAAUUUGGAUUAUGACGCUCUUCAGAAUACACAAAAACUGAUAAUCAAAAACGAUUCUGAAAUGAAAAACGGAUGGUCUGGUGGAAAACUGCUGAAAAUCAAGUCUCCACAAGCAUUGAUUGAAGGAUUGAAUGCAGUGACAACAGAUGAAAUGAAGGAGUUUGCAAAGGAAUGGCUUGCCGGAGAACGAUUCAUUCAGAAGUGGGACGUCGAACUAGAAGACCAAAAACAAAAUGAGACUUUGUACUUUGAGAAAGAUGGAACAACUUUGGAAGUGUCUGCAAAAAAUGAUAAAUUCAUGAUGUCCACUUACAAGACACCAACAGAGCCAGCUUUUCAAUUCACCACUUUGUAA
Molecule: messenger RNA, 849 nt
Organism: Caenorhabditis remanei
Lineage: Eukaryota; Metazoa; Nematoda; Chromadorea; Rhabditida; Rhabditidae
Exons: 6
Coding region: 1-849 (282 amino acids)
Source: RefSeq, a predicted model, not a curated record